This is a messenger RNA of Rhagoletis pomonella (apple maggot), 915 nucleotides long. RefSeq lists its product as uncharacterized. The transcript is spliced from 2 exons. The record is from RefSeq and is a predicted model, not a curated record. NCBI's taxonomy places the organism in Eukaryota, Metazoa, Arthropoda, Insecta, Diptera, Tephritidae. The coding region runs from base 55 to 513 and encodes 152 amino acids.
GGAAAAUACAAGGCGUAGGUCUCUCCACUAAAAGAUGAAGAGAUACAAAGGUUUAUGAAUUCUCUAAAUGAUGAGGAUCUUAGCACGGAUGAAGGUGAAAUCAGCGAUUUUGAUGAUGAUAGUGUCUGCAAUCCAAGCUAUGUUCUUUCAUCAGAAGAUGAAGCACAGAUUGAUGAAUAUAUGGGUGAAUUGGUUCGAGCACCAUCAGUAUUCAUGUCAUAUGCUAUUGAUACAUCGUUCAACAUGAUCAAAUUUAGUGAUGCCAAUGAAAUUAGUGCAUCUGCAGUGGAAUUACGGCGUUCCUCACCUAUAGCUAGCUGUUCGUUUAAUGUGACCGCUGAUGUAGGGGCAGAGAACGAACAUAUUGCACGACCUGAGAUUGAAGUUCGAAAAGAACUACGAAAGAUUCGACUAUCAAAGCGGCCCCGAUCUCCAUUACCAGAGCUAGAUGCUAUCGGGCUGGAAUCAACGCGAAUAAUGGUGGCUUCAUUGGUUCCAGUUAUUCUGAUUUGAAUCAUGGCAAUCCUGAAUUGAAAAAAAUUAUUUGGAAGAACAAAGAUAUGCAGCUUCAUAAAAAUCAAAUUGUUUUUCAGGGGGAAAAGAAACUGCCAACUGAGUUCGAUUAUUUACAAACACCGUUUCAAACCUUCGUGUACUUUUUCACAGACGAGAUUUAUAAUUUAUUGGUUUAUCAAACUAAUCUUCAAGCAUGCCAAGAAAACAUCAAUACAAAGUUCGUUACAAAUGAAGUAGAGAUACGGAAAUACGUGGGUAUAUUGAUAUAUAUGUCGGUAUACAAAUAUCAAAAUUUGAAAAAAUAUUGGGGAAAGUAUGCUUUUACUCCUAUCCAAAAAUCAAUGCGACGAAGUCGGUUUUAGAAAAUAAAAAAAUAUUUAAGUUUUGCUGAUGACUCUA